Chaetomium fimeti is the source of this 1286-nucleotide messenger RNA. Its product is annotated as nucleoside phosphorylase domain-containing protein. NCBI's taxonomy places the organism in Eukaryota, Fungi, Ascomycota, Sordariomycetes, Sordariales, Chaetomiaceae. The coding region runs from base 198 to 1133 and encodes 311 amino acids. Gene Ontology annotation, biological process: nucleoside metabolic process. Gene Ontology annotation, cellular component: cytosol. Gene Ontology annotation, molecular function: S-methyl-5-thioadenosine phosphorylase activity. The record is from RefSeq and is a predicted model, not a curated record. The transcript has 2 exons.
CCCUGUUGGGCCCCUCUUUCCUCGACGUCGUCGCAACGGCGGGGUAAAAAUCACCCCGUCAGCCCCUUCAAAAAUUGCGACAGCGGGGGGUCGCUGAAUAAAUACCACCCGAACCCGCCGAGGGGAGGCAUUACUGGAGUCGCAAAGAGAGCGACCGCUUUUCACUCAUUCUUCCAGUUCUCCAACAAACCACCACCAUGACCGUCGACAUCCUCUCGCUCCCCACCGUCUUUGACCGACCGGUCCACAUCGCCGUAAUAGGCGGCACCGGCCUAUCCUCUCUACCAGGCUACCACCCCGUAGCCGCGCUCUCCCCGACCACCCCCUGGGGCGCGCCCUCCUCCCCCAUCCUCAUCCUCGAGCACGGCGGCGUGCCAGUGGCCUUCCUCGCACGACACGGCUUGCACCACCAGCUGGCGCCGCACGAAGUCCCCGCGCGGGCCAACAUCGCCGCGCUGCGGGCGCUGGGCGUGCGCACGGUGAUCGCCUUCUCGGCGGUCGGGUCGCUGCAGGAGGAGAUCCGGCCGAUGGACUUUGUGGUGCCCGACCAGGUGAUCGACCGCACCAAGGGGGUGCGGCCGUUUACUUUUUUCGAGGGCGGCGUGGUCGGCCACGUCGGGUUUGCGGACCCCUUCGACGCGGGGCUGGCCGCCGUCGUCCAGCGCUGCGCGGCGAGCAUGCGCGGUGAUGGUGUGCGUCUGCAUUCCGGUGGGACGAUUGUCUGCAUGGAGGGCCCGCAGUUCAGCACGCGGGCUGAGAGCCACAUGUAUCGUGCUUGGGGUGGGAGUGUGAUUAACAUGAGCGCGCUGCCUGAGGCUAAGUUGGCGCGCGAGGCGGAGCUGGCGUACCAGAUGAUUUGCAUGGCGACGGAUUAUGACUGCUGGCAUUCGACCGAGGAUGUGGAUGUGGCCAUGGUGAUGAAGUACAUGGCGGCCAACAGCGAGAAUGCCAAGCACCUGGUGGGUGCGGUGCUGGAUGAGCUGUGCAAGCUGGAGAACAGCGAGCUGGUGUUGGCCAAGCACUGGGCGGGGAGUGCGCAGGGCGCCGUCAAGUUCAUGACCAAGCCGGCAGGGCGUGACCCCGAGGCGAUGAAGAGGGUGGAGUAUCUGUUCCCAGGGUUUUGGGAGGAGUAGAGGGUGGGAGUUUGGGUGGGAAUUUUGUUUGGGCGCCUUGAGAGCGAGGGUUUCUGGGAGUUGAUAGACACGAGAGAUGAUAGACGUCCCGCAGGAUGAUAGACCAACGCUUCAUGAUUUUGUCACAUUGCGUGGCCACUCACGUGGACCCAG